GCCACGUUUUCAUGAGUAAUCACGCCACCUUUCUUUUGUUAAAAAUAUGGAAAUACAAGUAACGAACGAUGAAUAAUAAUAUUUUUAAAUCAGUGGAUUAACAUGAGGAAUGUUUCAAUUCUUUAUGGGACGUAUUUAUUAUAAGAAAUUGUAUGUUCUUCGUUCAACGAGAGAUCAUAAUCAACUUGCGCAACGUGGCUAACUUCAACAGAUUUCCCACCACGUGAUAUUGCAUCACUACUACGCGCUUUCUAUUUCGCCGGACAUAUACACGGUGGACAAAGUAUACGAAUGAUGAAAAGAAUUAUGAAUCAAGCAUGAUCAAACUUGAACAUUUGGAAUUUUAAGAAUUAGAAAAUUUGGGAAUUUAAAAGUCCAGAAAUUUGAGAACUUGAAAAUUAAUAGAUUUUUAGAACUACGAAUUUGGUAGUUUAAACCUUUGAAUUAGAAGUACUAAGUAUACGCAUUCGGCAAUAUAAUGACAAGUGCGUAUGCGCAGUGUCUUUGAUUACGAAAUAUGCCCCAACUAAUCAGAAAUAACAUGCGCGAUAUGAACAAAAAACUUGUCAAACCAUGAGUAUGUUCUCUUUUUGAACAGAAUUAAUUUGCCGAUACUUGUAUUCAUAUUAGUAACUAAACUUAAAAACGAUAUUGUGUAAUUUUAAUCAAAUUGAGAUACAUUUUCCUCAAAUAAUAUCAAACUAUUGUUAUAUAUCAAUUUAAUAGUUGCAACUUAGAAUGAAUGGAAGGUUAGGCAAACUAAAAAUAAUUUAUAAGAAAUUGAAUUGAAGUUAAAAACGCUUUACAUAAUAGCGUAUAUUAAUAUUUUAAAAUGCAGUAAUAUAUACUUACAAGAAGGCAUAAUUUUAUCAGCAAAGAGAAGACAUUUUACUGAAAAAAAAAUGAAUCAUAUAUUGUCAGCACGGACAUACUGUUCUAAUACUUCCACAAUAAAGAAAAGUGCGAAGUUAAUUAGAAAUGAAUUUCUAGAUUAUUUUAAAAAUGAUUUAGGUCAUACUUUUAUUCGCUCAAGUCCUGUUGUACCUAUUAACGAUCAUACAGUUCCAUUUGUAAAUGCUGGAAUGAAUCAAUUCAAGGGGAUUUUCUUAGAUUAUUAUGAUCCACCUGUAAUGAAAGCUGUAAACUCUCAAAAAUGUAUUCGAAUUAGUGGAAAACACAAUGAUUUAAAUGUAGUUGGAAGUGAUACUUAUCACCACACAUUUUUUGAAAUGUUAGGAAAUUGGUCUUUUGGAGAGUAUUUUAAGAAAGAAGCUUGUCAGUAUGCAUGGGAUCUAUUAACAAAAGGGUACAAUAUUAAUAAAGACUUUUUAUAUGUAACUUAUUUUGGUGGGGAUGAAAAAUUGGAAUUAGAACCUGACUUAGAAUGUAGAGAUAUUUGGUUGAAUAUUGGUGUUCCAAAAGAUAGAAUUUUACCAUUUGGAAUACAAGAAAAUUUUUGGGAAAUGGGUAUUUCAGGACCAUGUGGUCCUUGUACAGAGAUACAUAUAGAUUAUACAAAACAGUUAUUAAAUCAAUCAAAUCAAAUAAGUAAAAAUUCUCCAGCACUUACAGAAUUAUGGAACAUAGUUUUUAUACAAUAUUCAAGGUUAACAGAUGGUACAAUAGUACCUCUUCCAAAACAUCAUGUUGAUACAGGCAUGGGAUUUGAGAGAUUAGUUGCAUUAUUGCAAGGGAAGAAGUCAAACUAUGAUACAGAUCUUUUUCAGCCACUUUUUAAGACCAUUCAGGAAUAUACAAAAGCUCCAGCAUAUGAGGGUAAAUUUUCUAAUGAUAAAAGUGGACUUGAUAAUGGAUACAGAGUGUUGGCAGAUCAUAGUAGAAUGAUUUCUGUAGCUUUAGCAGAUGGAAUAAUUCCAGAACAAAGUAAUAAACUCAGGAAAAUAAUCAGAAAAGUAGUUGAUAUAGGUGAAAAGACAUUUAAAAAACGUGAUAUACUUCCUGAACUCGCGUAUGCUGUAGCGGAAAAUUUGGGAGAUGUUUAUCCAGAACUGCAAAAUAAUCUUAAAACGGUACAGAAAAUAAUGAGAUUUGAGGAAGAGUUAUACAUAAGAUUGCAAAAUACUUCUGGUAAGGAAUGGAAAAAGAUUGUUGCAAAACGUCCUGAAUUAGCAUCCAUAUCUGAAUGGGCAACUCCUGGUUUAGUACCUGGAUAUAAGUAUUUCCAAAGUAUACUUGAUGAAUUAAAAGCAACUAAUACAUUAACAGGAAAUGUUGCUUUUAUAUUAUAUGAUACAUAUGGUUUAAGUGCAGAAACGAUUAAUGAAUUAGCAGAGGUUGAAUCCUUGCGUUUUGACAGUGCAGCCUUUGAAAAUGAAUUCGAAAACCUCAAAAAUCGAUCAAGAAUUGGCCUAAGAAAGACCAAUGUAGAUCUCUUAAGAAGACAUGUAGAAACAUUUAAAAAUAAUCAUGUACCUAAAACUGAUGAUAGUUUCAAAUAUAAAUAUAUUGAUGAUGGAAAUAAUUAUCAGUUUCCUACUGUUGACAGUAAAAUUGUAGCAUUAAUUGGAAAUGAUAAAACUAUAUCAACUGAAGAAAAUGAAAGUACAGAAUUGAAUGAAGAUGAAAUUGGAAUUGUAUUGGAUAAAACAGUAUGUUACUCAAUGGAAGGGGGUCAAGUGUCAGACAAAGGUUUCAUUUGUAUAAAAGAUUUAAAGUUUAGUAUAAAUCAUUUAAGAAAGAUUGAUGGUUAUGCCAUACAUUUUGGAACAUUUGGCCAAAACAGUUCAGAAAAUUUGUGUGACAAAUUGAGCAUUGGAGAUGCUUGUACAGUUUCUAUUGUGCCUGAAUUUCGAAUUGGGGUGAUGCAGCAUCACACUGGAGCACAUUUAUUGAACGCAGCUGUAAAGCAAAUUAUUCAGGGAGUUUAUCCACGCAAUUCUCUAGUAAAUUCAAAUUUUUUAAAAUUUCGAUACAAUUCUUUUGGAGAAAAACUUUCUCAUGAGCAAUUGAAAGAAAUUGAAAACCGUGUAAAUAAUGCUAUAGAAGCUAAUGUUCCAGUUACUACGAAAUUAUUAAACUCACUGGAAUUGUUAACAGAAGAUUCGGUAUCAUUAAUACCCGGAGAAAUCUAUCCUUAUACCGGUAUCAGAGUUGUAGAAAUAGAUGUUCCAGAUUUAAGAUCGAAAGAAGCAUGUUGUGGUACACAUGUAUCUAAAACGGGAAUGUUAGAAUACUUCUGCUUCCUAAAAUACUUUACAAGAGGAACAUGUAAUUUUAACCUUGAAGCAGCUGUAGGACAGCCUGCAAUAUCUGCCAAAUUAAUAGGUGAAAACAUACAAUCAGAAGUUUCUGAUUUAGAGCACGAAUUAAAAACAGGACAAGUUUCAUAUGCAAUAUUUAAAUUAAAAAGUAAACAAAUUGAAAAUAAACUGACUGCGGAAGCAGAACCUAUACCAUUUCUGGUUAAAGAGGAUUGUUUAAUGAAAUUAAAACAUUUAAAUGAUCUGGCUUGGACACAAGAAAAAGAAAUAGAAAAGUCUUCUAUAAAUGUGGAUUUAAGUAACAUCUAUUCAACAUUUCCUUUUAUUGUUCACUGUAUACGUAAGAAACUCUUGUAUUUAUCACUUGAAGAGGUUGUAUCUCUUUAUCCAAGUACACCAAUACUUAUUAUUGUAUACCAUGAUGACACAAUAAAAGCAUGGUGUUCCGUGCCUCAGGAGAUUGCAUCUAAACAGUUUAAUGCAAAAAACUGGAUGAACGUUGUUCUCAAAACUUUUAAUGUAAAAUAUCAUCCAACAACUGGUUUUAAUCCAUCUUUAGUUGCCAGUAUGAAGACCAUGAAUAUCUCUGAUGCUUCACAGAAAGAUUUAAUACAGAAAGCAAUUGAAAAGGCUAAAAUGUUUGCAUUUGCACAUGUAAAGUACGCUCAAAAAUCUGUUUCAGAAAAUAUAUAGAUAAAUCCGAUUCCAUUCAGUAAUAGUUGGACUUAGGAAUAUAAAAAAAAUUGGUAAUGGUUUGAUGACAAAUUGUAAAAGAUUAUUAUACCAGCGACGAAGUUCCGUGCGGUGAAAGUAAGAGAACUUACAUGGAAAUAUGUAUUGGGGGAAUUGUUACUCGGAUAACGGGACUUACGAUACUCGAAGGACGACGAUAGCAUAAGAAUACUUUUAAAGUUUUAUAUACUUAAUUAUUGUGCCAAUAAAAAUUUAUAUCUUUAAGUUUA
Messenger RNA from Megachile rotundata (alfalfa leafcutting bee), 4183 nucleotides. It is a transcript of the gene AlaRS-m, whose product is annotated as alanine--tRNA ligase, mitochondrial. Gene Ontology annotation, molecular function: aminoacyl-tRNA deacylase activity; nucleic acid binding; ATP binding. Gene Ontology annotation, cellular component: cytoplasm; mitochondrion. The record is from RefSeq and is a predicted model, not a curated record. Gene Ontology annotation, biological process: alanyl-tRNA aminoacylation. Lineage: Eukaryota; Metazoa; Arthropoda; Insecta; Hymenoptera; Megachilidae.